Raphanus sativus (radish) is the source of this 1987-nucleotide messenger RNA. RefSeq names its product probable mediator of RNA polymerase II transcription subunit 26b. Bases 384 to 1670 code for a protein of 428 amino acids. The record is from RefSeq and is a predicted model, not a curated record. Lineage: Eukaryota; Viridiplantae; Streptophyta; Magnoliopsida; Brassicales; Brassicaceae. Gene Ontology annotation, cellular component: nucleus. The transcript has 8 exons.
AAAAAAAAAUAGUUUCUCUCUCUUCAAAGAAAGAAGGAAAAAAAAAACGAAAAUUUAUUUCACAAAUACAAAAAAAGAAGAGAGCUUUCUUGUAGAAAUGAAUCGAUUGUGCCUGGUUAAAGCAAUUGGGGGUUCUGUGGAUCAGACAACGUAAACAAACCCUGUUUUCGUGUUGUGUCCUCUUUGGUUUUCUCAUUUUCUAUUUUUUCUCGGAGAAAAACCUUUUCUGAGCUUUCCGGGAAAGUUUUGUCAGAUUCGAAACGAAACAAAAAAAAAAAAAUCAAAGAAAAUCCACAGAACAACCAAAACACAGAUUCUUUCGAUCACAAUCCCUUUUGAUCAUUUCUCUAAUCAAUCACCUAAAAAUUUCACAACGUUUGAAUAUGAAACCACCACAAGCAGCUUCGUUAGAUAGGUGGAGAGACUAUUUCCGGCGAGGAGAUUCCGAUAUAUUCGAGAUCAUCGAUCACGCCAUCAUGGUUGCUGCUACAGAUUGUCCGAUCAAAUUCAAAUCGAGAAGAGACAAAAUCGCCGAGCUUCUCUUCUCCUGCAGAGUCACUCGCUGCUGCACCGGUUGCCACCACAACCGGGAGCUAUCUCUUCACGAAGAAGACGAGGCGGUUGAUGUUGGUGCUGGUAGUAAAGAGAGCAAAGCUAACAGUAGCAGAGGAGAUAACAAUCACAUCAAUCAGAUUGUUAGCAAUAAUUAUAAUAAUUAUGAUGAUGAAGCCGAGGCUUUGAGCGAUGCGAUUGAAGAGUUUUCUAUGGUUUCUAAGGAAGUUGUUAGGAUCAAAGAGAUAUUGCUCAACAGAGACGACGAGCCACACUCGGUGAUACUCGAAUCCCUGAGAAAGCUGAAGUUGAUGUCUUUGGAUGUGGAUGUUCUUAAGGUUAUUAACUCGCAGAGUACUGAGAUCGGAAAGGCUGUUAAUGGCCUGAGGAAACAUGGUUCUGAUCAGAUACGCCAACUUGCAAAGACUCUUAUCGCAGAGUGGAAGGAGCUGGUUGAUGAAUGGGUGAACACCACAAAGGAAAUUGCUGGUGCUGAAGGUACACCAGAGUCUGCUAAUCCAUCUGUUGUUGAUGAAGAAGAAGAAGAGUUUCCAUCGCUUCCAUAUGGUGUUGAUAUCUUUACACCGGAAGCAAAUGGUUUUGAAAUGUUAAAUGGGGAUUUCUUUGAUUCCUUGGACCUUGAUGGAAAUCCUUGUAACUCUGGAGAAUACAACACAAGCCGAGAAGACCAAAGAAGACCACACAAGAGAAGACCUGAGGGAAGAACACAAAUGAGGAUACAAGACCCUCCUAUUAAGCCAUCAUCAUCAUUAUCUGAUGGGACUAGGAGACCUCUAAAGCAAAAUGUAGAACAAAGGUUCAAGAACGUAGUGGGAUCUGUUCAAAAACCCAUGAUCCAGAGGAGUAAACCGCUUUCUACACAACAGAAGCAGAAGGCUUCACAAGAAGUCAGUAAACAUAAAGGUCUUGAUGCAGACGCAAAGUUUGAGUUUGCUAAGAGGAAACUUCAAGAGAGCUACCAACACCAUGACAACGCCAAGAAGCAGCGAACAAUACAAGUACUUGAGACGAUCCCUAAGCAAGGUAGUAACGCUCAGAAACCGCAACUCAAGAGACCUGGAUUGAACAGCAAGAGUUGGUUUAACGGACGCAAAUAGCUUCUUUCUCUCCGUUUAAAAUGUUGAAUAACUUUCAGAGGAAAAAGACGUUAUUUACAUAACAUACCACAAAUAUCUGCAAGCUCUGGUGAAAUAAGGUAAAUCAGAGUCUAGUUCCACAAGCUGGAGACAGAAAGAAGCAGAGGAUGACGAUCAGCUUCAACAACUGAACUUUUCUUUGAACAGACUUUUUUACUCUUAUGAUUCCUUCUGUCUUUGAUUCACCAAUUUGCAGCCAGAUAGGAUCCUAACUAGUGUUACGUUCUUGACACUUUCGGUACAGUCCUGAUUCAGUUUAAUCCCCGUUUGGUCGGUCA